AUGUCUUAUGCGCAGCAUCUCGAGAACCAGGCUUUCCUGGGAACUCUAAUCUAUCCUUUCGUGAUACUGGUGCUUGCCGUUUUCCAUAUGGCGAUUAGCGACCAGUAUUUAGACAAUCUGCCAAAGGAUGAAAAUCCCACCUCAGGAGAAACGGGCACAAAGGAUGCCAGCAAGCUCGAGUCCGAAACUCAACCAGACAACGAGCCUGUACUCGUUACUGUGCUAGACAGCCACGAGAAAAUUCCUUCUCAAGAGCCAACUCAGGCCAAGAAGGAGGAUGGAGUUGUGAAGCAGGAUGCACCUACUCGCGAUGUCGGCCACAGAAACGAAGCCGCGAAACAGACGACCAAAUAUCCACCAGUGCUGAUCGGAGGUAUCGUCAUCCAGACAUUACAACUUUACUUCUUUUAUCAAAUCAGCAGCAUUGCAACGGGUCUUGUACAGGCAACAAAUAAGCUAGCCUACAAAGUAAUGUGUGGCGGAAUUGGCUUGGGUUUCAGUACGUGCUUUUUUAUGAUGUCCGCGGGCAGACUCAUGUCAGUCUACGCUUCGGCACAAGCAGGGCGCCGCGCUGAGCUUGACGGGAAAUGGCCAGGAGGUUUCUACGGGAUCUUCUCUGCGAUCUCAGCAAUAGUGAUUGUGUAUUCGUGGGGAAAACUUGCUUGGGCAUAA
Molecule: messenger RNA, 672 nt
Organism: Exophiala bonariae
Lineage: Eukaryota; Fungi; Ascomycota; Eurotiomycetes; Chaetothyriales; Herpotrichiellaceae
Exons: 1
Coding region: 1-672 (223 amino acids)
Source: RefSeq, a predicted model, not a curated record